Nerophis lumbriciformis (worm pipefish) is the source of this 3432-nucleotide messenger RNA. NCBI's taxonomy places the organism in Eukaryota, Metazoa, Chordata, Actinopteri, Syngnathiformes, Syngnathidae. The record is from RefSeq and is a predicted model, not a curated record.
AUGCCGCUUAUCAACACGAGAAGAUACAAACCACACAGGGAGGCCCAGACCCAUCAGGAUGCUCAGGGCUACAAGUGGGUCAGAUGGCGGGUGUGGUUGUGUCACCUUAUCGCCGUGCUGUCCCUUGGCCUUCUCUUGGUUUUGUUUCACUGGCACCCUCGGCUAGCUCUUUGGGCUCGCUGUUGCCGCUGUCCUUUGGCCCUCGCAGAUUUUGUUCUACUACGAGACAAUUUUGGCCAGAAGCAUGUAGUGAAGGUGCUCACUGAGGAAAUGGAGCAGGGCAGUUUGGAUUCAUUGGGUGAUGCAGAGGUUACCGAAUGUAACGACACUAUUCAGCUCAACCAGGAGAAUAAAACACUUCUGCGCUAUUACCUAUUUGAAGGCCUUCGAUAUGUAUGGCUGGACAAGAAGGCAGCAUUCUGUCUUGUGAGUGUCUUCAAUGAGGACUGGACCUGCAAGGACCUUCAUGGCUUCAAAAAUGGUUUGAGUCACCAUGAGCAGAACUUUAGGAGACAAGUAUAUGGGCCCAACCUGAUUGACGUACCAGUGAAAUCGUAUUUUACUCUAUUAAGAGAAGAGGUCCUGAACCCAUUCUAUGUGUUUCAGAUAUUUAGCAUGGGCCUGUGGAUGUUUGAUGAGUAUUACUCCUACUCUGCAUGUAUACUUACAAUCUCGCUGAUCUCCAUCAUUGUCUCACUUUAUGAGAUUCGCAAGCAAAGAGUCACUCUUCACAACAUGGCCCGCUUGGUCACCAAUGUCACAGUGAUAAGGAAGUCGGGAGAGCUGGAGAAUGUUAGUUCGACGGAGCUGGUGCCUGGUGACUGCUUAUGCUUACCCAAGGAUGGUCUGCUGAUGCCUUGUGAUGCGGCCCUGCUGGCAGGGGAGUGUCUAAUCGAUGAGGGCAUGUUGACAGGUGAGAGCGUCCCAGUGCUGAAAACUCCCGUGGUGGAUUCAGAGAAAAAAUAUAGCUCAGAAGCUGAGCGCAAACAUUCACUGUUCUGUGGAACGCACCUUAUUCGGGCCAAAGAGGGGCGUCCCGGAGACUGUGGCGCUGUUGCCGUUGUCACAGGCACAGGUUUUUUUACUGCCAAAGGUAGCUUGGUCAGCUCUAUUCUGUACCCUCAGCCCACCGACUUUCGUUUCUACCGAGAUGCUACAAAGUUCCUGCUCAUCUUGGGUUCUCUGUCUUUGAUUGGGACCAUUUACAGCUUUAUCAUCCUCUCAGGAUACGAAAUGAGCCCAAUUGAAGUGGUGAUCCGGGUUCUGGAUAUCAUCACCAUUGUGGUUCCUCCGGCACUGCCUGCCGCUAUCACAGUCGGUACCCUCUAUGCCCAGCAUAGGCUUAAGAAAAACGGCAUCUUCUGUAUUAGCCCGCCACGCAUCAAUGUCUGUGGCAAGCUGUCCAUGUUCUGUUUUGACAAGACAGGAACUCUGACAGAGGAUGGGCUUGACAUGUGGGGAGUGAUGGAGGGGCGAUAUGACGGUUUUUCGGAGGUUGUGGCUGACCCUAGGCUUCUCCCACGGGGGCCCUUACUGUCUUGCCUGGCCUGCUGUCACACUCUGGCCCUGCUGCAAGGGCAGCCUGUUGGUGACCCUUUGGAGCUAAAAAUGUUUCAAUCCACCGGUUGGACACUUCAGGAACCAGGGGAUGACGGCGGGGUACUGAAUGCGGAGUUUGGUGGGCACCGAGUAUUAGCCGUAACAAGACCUCCUUCAAAGCAGCUACCUUUUUAUGCAACUUCUACAAGUGAGCCUGUAGCGAUUGUGCAGCGGUUUCCCUUCUCUUCGGCCCUGCAGAGGAUGAGUGUGGUGACGGUGGCCUACGGCGGACGCUCUGCUUUAGCUUUCAUGAAAGGCUCUCCGGAGAUGGUCGCAAGCCUCUGCCGACAAGAGACUGUGCCGCCACAGUUCUCAAAGAAACUUUGCAGCUUUUCCAGUGAAGGUCUCCGAGUUCUUGCUCUUGGUUAUAAAACAAUGGACACAAGCAAGGAUCUGAGUUCAACUGAACGAGGGGAGGUAGAAAAAGACAUGCAGUUCUUGGGUUUGCUGAUGCUGAAGAACCUGGUAAAGCCUGAGAGUGCCAAGGUCAUUAGCACAUUGAGGCAGGCGAGGAUUCGAACUGUCAUGGUCACCGGUGACAACAUUCUAACAGCAGUCAAUGUUGCCCAAACCUGCGGAAUGGUGAGCUCUGAUGAGCGGGUCAUCUUUGUUGAGGCCACUGCCCGCGCGGCUCAAACCGCACCCACCCUGAGGUUCACGGCGGAAGAUGGAGACGGCACAUUAAUCACAACCCAGGGUCUCUACCAGGCAGAUUAUGACUAUCACUUGGCUAUUAAUGGGAGUUCAUUUGCUGCCCUCUGUGAUCACUUCCCUGAGCAUCUACCAAAGGUUUUGAUGCGAACGACUGUCUUUGCCCGUAUGGCACCUGACCAAAAAACACAGCUGGUGAAAGAACUCCAGAACCUGAAUUACAGAGUGGGCAUGUGUGGAGAUGGCGCGAAUGACUGCGGUGCCUUAAGAGCCGCUGAUGCUGGGGUGUCUCUGUCAGAGGCGGAGGCCUCCAUUGCUUCGCCUUUCACCUCCAAAACUGAAAACAUCAGCUGUGUACCACUACUCAUAAGAGAAGGUCGAUGUUCUCUGGUCACCGCGUUCAGCCUCUUCAGAUACAUGGCUGUGUACAGCAUAAUUCAGUUCUGCUCCGUGCUCAUCCUAUACACAGUGAGCACCAAUCUGGCUGACCUACAGUUCCUGUUCAUUGACAUCGUGCUGGUGACGUUGCUAGCUAUCGUGAUGGGCAAAGGCGGCCCCAGUGAGGAACUAAGCCCCAACCGGCCUCCGGCCAAUCUGCUGACCUUGUCCGUUUUAGGCAGCCUCUUCAUUCACAUCAGUGUGAUUAUCGCGGGACAGCUGGCUGUGCUGUUCAUCACGGCCUCACAGGAUUGGUAUAUUCCCCUCAAUUCCACAGUGUUUGGGACUGACAACCUACCCAACAUGGAGAACACCUGCGUGUUUUCUUUGUCCGGGUUCCAGUACAUAUUCAUGACAGUGGUGGUCACUAAGAAUUACCCUCACAAGAAACCUCUCUACCACAACGUGAUUUUCCUGUGUUUACUCCUCAUCCUGUUUGCCGUGAUGACCUGUCUGGUGUUGUAUCCUGGUCAGUUUUUCAUGGAGAUAAUGCAGCUCUACGACUUCUCUGACUUCAAUUUCAAGUUACUGAUUGUUGCUCUGGCUGCCCUCAAUUUCCUCAUUUGCUUUAUUGUGGAGAUGCUAGUUGAUGUUGGUGUCUUGAACUAUCUUCGUUGCCUCUGCCGGAAGCGUUUAUCCAAGAAAAAGUUCAAACACCUCAACUCCAUCCUGUGUGACCGUUCAUGGCCCCCCCUCAACCAAAUACUGUACCCCUCGGAGCACACAGUCAAUGGCAUAAACUAG